This is a messenger RNA of Acanthosepion pharaonis, 1164 nucleotides long. NCBI's taxonomy places the organism in Eukaryota, Metazoa, Mollusca, Cephalopoda, Sepiida, Sepiidae. The record is from the annotation of a GenBank genome assembly.
AUGUUGUUGAAUGUUAAGUUGAUAGCUGACCGGUUGCGUCAUAGUUAUCUAUCUAUCUAUCUAUCUAUCUAUCUAUCUAUCUAUCUAUCUAUCUAUCUAUCCCAUUGUUAUCUUCGAUCUAAAUUUUUUAAAAAUACCAAGAAAUAUUUUAAAGGAGUUAUUAAAGUAGUAACAGAAUGUUAUCUUAAUUCUACUAAAUAUCAAACUCUUUUAUCCUGUGCCUCGCGACCUUAUGCAGAAGAAAUUACUGAAGACCCAAGCUUUCAUUUGAAUACUCAACCUAAGAAAUCUGAAAUGCCGGAAGUGUACUACAAAGAUCCGGAUGGCCAUCAUGUACUCAGCUAUGACUACAAUGGAUACCUGGUGCCGCCUUUCCCAAACGUCGAUGAACGGUUGGACAAAUUACCUAACAUGUCCAUUCGAGACGACGACAUUAUCCUUUUGAGUUAUAUGAAAUCAGGAUGUCAUUGGGUUUGGGAGAUUUCAAAUAUGUUGCGACGUAAUUGCACUGAAUAUGAAAAGAACCUGAAAGAUAUCGGGAUGCUUGAACUAACCGAUCAAGAUGUUAUCGAUACCCAACCUUCACCACGUGUUCUCAACAGUCACAUGUUGUUGGAACACUUACCCCGGGAAUUACUGACCAAAAAGACAAAAAUUCUCUUCGUAAUGCGGAACCCACGCGACAUUAUCGUAUCGUCCUACCAUCACAUCUUCCAGAUGCAAAACUUUUAUAAAUAUGACGGAAACUGGAACAGUUACUUCGAUCUCUACAUGAAAGGGCAAGUGAAUUAUGGCAAAUGGUUCGAUUACAUGUUAGAAUGGGAAAAGGUUUUCAAAAAGUAUCCUGAAUUGCCCGUGCUGUUAAUUAAAUAUGAAGAUAUCAAAAAGGAUCCUGUCGGUAAAAUUGCAGAACUGGCUGAAUUUAUCGGAGUUGAGAAGAACGAAGAAUUUUUUAAAGAAGUAGCCGACAAAUGUUCCUUUAACAAAAUGAAAAUGCAUAAAUCACGAGGCGGUGAUAGUUUUAGAACUCCAGGUGCUUCCCUUUAUCGGAAAGGUGUCGUCGGUGAUUGGAAAAACUGGUUCACGGUGCGGCAAAAUGAAUUGUUUGAAGAAGAAUACAAAAAAUUUAAAGAAAAGACUGAAAUGUUCAAUAUAUUUGACUAA